Messenger RNA from Rhinolophus ferrumequinum (greater horseshoe bat), 2204 nucleotides. RefSeq names its product post-GPI attachment to proteins 2 (gene PGAP2). Lineage: Eukaryota; Metazoa; Chordata; Mammalia; Chiroptera; Rhinolophidae. The record is from RefSeq and is a predicted model, not a curated record. Bases 254 to 1288 code for a protein of 344 amino acids. The transcript has 7 exons. Gene Ontology annotation, cellular component: endoplasmic reticulum membrane; Golgi membrane. Gene Ontology annotation, biological process: GPI anchor biosynthetic process.
CCGCCGCCGUUGGCUGGGAGAGAGUCGUGACGUAACACAGGGCCCCUCGAAGUGGGCUGGUGAGUGGCUACGUUGGGCGGGGUGUGGGAGAAGAGCGGUGACGCUUAUCGAAGCUCCGCCCACUUCCUUGGAGCGAAGAGACCCGCUGCUGAAGCUCCAGCCAAUCAGAGGAAAGGCUCCAGGAUGGCAUGGUGAUGGAACGCAGCGGAGAGGUCUGACAAGAUGUACCAGGUCCUACUGCCACUGGACCGGGAUGGGACCCUGGUCCGGCUCCGCUUCACCGUGGUGGCCCUGGUCACAGUCUGCUGUCCACUUGUCGCCUUCCUCUUCUGCAUCCUCUGGUCCCUGCUCUUCCACUUCAAGGAGACUACAGCUACACACUGUGGGGAUGUUCUCUGCAGCCUCCCAGCCCUUGGACCCCGAUGGGACCAUGUUCCGGCUCCGCAUCACCGCCAUGAUUUGGUGGGUCAUCACUUUCCCCAUGUUCGGCUUCUUCUUCUGCAUCAUCUGGUCCCUGGUGUUCCACUUUGAGUACACGGUGGCCACUGACUGUGGGGUGCCCAAUUACCUGCCUUCGGUGAGCUCGGCCAUCGGCGGGGAGGUGCCCCAGCGCUACGUGUGGCGCUUCUGCAUCGGCCUGCACUCAGCACCCCGCUUCUUGGUGGCCUUCGCCUACUGGAACCACUACCUCAGCUGUACCUCCUCGUGUCCUAGCUACCAACUGCUCUGCCGCCUCAACUUCAGCCUCAACGUCGUCGAGAAUCUUGCACUGCUAGUGCUCACCUAUGUCUCUUCUUCUGAGGACUUCAGUGGGUGCCUGGACGAGGGAAGGAGAGCGGGGAAGGGUUCGGGGAGGGGACACCCCUGCCCCGCCUUCUUCAGACCUUCAGAGGUAGGGUUUGGGUGCUCCCUGCAAUGCGUGCUCCCAACCCUCCUCUAUCCCUCCAGCCAUCCACGAAAACGCUUUCAUUGUGUUCAUCGCUGCAUCCCUCAGCCACAUGCUGCUCACCUGCGUUAUCUGGCGGCUGACCAAGAAGCACACAGUAAGUCAGGAGGUACGGUCUAUCCCGACUGGGGCUCCAGGCAGCCCGGAGGAAAAUCAAGGAGACCUGUCCUUUGGAUGCGGGUACUGGUGAGGAUCACAAGUCCUACAAGUGGAAACAGAGGCUCUUCAUCAUCAAUUUCAUCUCCUUCUUCACGGCACUGGCUGUCUACUUACGGCACAACAUGUAUUGUGAGGCUGGAGUGUAUACCAUCUUUGCCAUCCUGGAGUACACUGUUGUCCUAACCAACAUGGCGUUCCACAUGACAGCCUGGUGGGACUUCGGGAACAAGGAGCUGCUCAUUACCUCCCAGCCUGAGGAAAAGCGAUUCUAAACCUUUCUCUUCUGUGGGGAGGGGCCCACUGCCCAGAAACUAGAAACAAGAUCCCACUCUGGCCUUCCCCACUUCCUAUGUCCUCUCUAGAACCUACUGACGCUGGGGGAAGGGAGUAAGAAAGGAGGAAGGGCACAGGAUAAGGCUUUACCCAGCCCAGCAGCUUCUUUUCCUCCAUCCCACUUGAAGGCACAGGGGCCUUCAAGCAGCAUCACCCUUACGUGAGAGGCCCCCGGCUGAGCAGGCAGGAGAGCUCCACCGUCUGGUGCUAAAACAAGUCCUGAGGUUCCUAACCACCAUCCGGUUCUUGGCCUUAACAUAGCCACCUCUUGUUGAGGUCAGGGACCACUGAGCAGUGGCUGCUACCUGAAAACCACAGCCAUUCUCUCCAUGGGGUCAUUUGACUCAUGUGUCUAAUGAUUUGCUCUGCGCAUCAGGCCUGUGACCACAGUCCCCUGCUAAGGUUGCGCAGGUCUAGUCCCUGCUUCACCUCUGACUUGGUGUGUCUAUGUGGAUGACGGGGGGUGGGCAGGCUGUAGGAUUUCCAAGGGCUCUGCCAGUCUGCUUGCCAUCACCUUGCAGAGGGAGGUGGUGGUCUGUCGCGGAAGGAAGACCUGCUCCAGAAAAAGCACUGGCACAGCAUGUAUUUCCCUUCCCUUCUGAAAUCUGGCUUAUAGACUCUUCCCCCUUGGCAAAAGUGGGGUAGAGAGGUCGGAGGCAGAUUCCUACCCCAAACUGGUAUUCUCCCCAGCUAUCCUACUGUCCCAGGCCCUUGAGCUCUUUUGGUUGUACACUUUAUUUCAAAGGAAAAUAAAAUUCUUGCCAAC